CCCCACCCUAAUAUCAGGCCAUAUGUAGAAUCACAGGGACCUAAAUGUGAACUUCCCUUUGAUUCCCCUGCACUUGAUUUUCUACAGUGCUUGAUUGGAGCUGACUUUUUUCAGACUAUGACAGACAACACAAAUAUGAAUGCCGUGGCAAAAAAUCCACCUGCUACCCAUGAUGCAGGCAAUCCACUCCAAACAUCAGAUGCAAGCUGGGAACCUACCAACCCAGAGGAAAUGAAGGUUUUCAUUGCUAUCAACAUCCUUUUUGGUGUUGAUCCCAAACCGGAAUUCCGCGACUACUGGAGUGAGGAUACGGCCCUGCACAAUGGUUUUGUCAAAGCAAGAAUGGGUCGACAAAGAUAUGAAAAACUCUUCCGAUAUUUUCACUGCAGUAACCCUGUCCUCCCUGUUGAUCCAGAUGAUAAGCUUGCAAAAGUGCGAACAUUCCUAACGGUUCUACAGGAAAAUUUCCCAAGAAUGUUCACCCCUGGAAGAAACUUGUCUGUUGAUGAAGCCAUGAUUGCUUUCAAUGGCAGGUUGUCAUGGAAGCAAUACAUGCCUAAAAAGCCUGUGAAAUGGGGGAUAAAACUGUGGUGUUUGUGUGACUCUGAAACUGGUUAUUGCCUUGCAUUCUACCCUUACACUGGAGCUGGUGGGGGGGAUGAAGUUCUCAAUCUAGGUCUCGGCUAUACUGUAGUAAUGACGGUGAUGAGAGAAUAUCUGCUUCGCAACCAUCAUGUUUACAUUGACAACUUUUUCUCUUCUGUCCAACUGGCGAGUGACCUACAACAAGCAGAUACUUAUGUCUGUGGCACAGUGCGGAAGAACAGACGAGUUCUACCCAAUAAUAUUGAUCAAGUCCGUCUACAGCAGUACGAGAGUGUGAAGUGGAUAUCGGAGGAGGUUGAAAAUCUUCUGUUUAUUAGAUGGAAGGAUAAACGGGAUGUAUACAUGCUGUCCACCAAUAAUGACGGGAACGACACCCAGAAACCUCGCACAAGAUUCAGGCAGGAUGAGAUGAUAGACAUCCCAACAGCAAUAAAGGAUUAUAAUUCUAACAUGGGUGGGGUUGAUUUCCUGGAUCAGAUGCGCAGCUACUACAAUGUUGGCAGAACAGGGCGUCGCUGGUGGAAAUAA
Molecule: messenger RNA, 1134 nt
Organism: Patella vulgata (common limpet)
Lineage: Eukaryota; Metazoa; Mollusca; Gastropoda; Patellidae
Product: piggyBac transposable element-derived protein 4-like
Exons: 1
Coding region: 118-1134 (338 amino acids)
Source: RefSeq, a predicted model, not a curated record